GUAAAAUAUCAAUAAAAAUUUAACUGCGCUUACCAAUCCUUCAGUUUAAUUUUACUUAAAAUAAUUUUAUUAUAAUGAAAGCGUACGUCUUCUUCAUUUUUAUGGUUAUACACACGAUUGCAGCAGAAAAAGCUCUCUCGAAGCUCCGUCGAAAGUUGAUCGUACCGAAAAUCGAUGACAAGUGCAGGAAAAUAAAGUGCGCGAGUGUGGACGAGCCGGAAUGUGUCAGAAUGAAACGAAACGAUCUCGGUUUCGACGUUCAUAUUAUAGUUGUGAAUAAAUGCGAACUUUAUUAUAUGCAAUGCCAUGACAACGUGGAAGCUAAAAUCGUCCCUAUGAAGUUUUGUAGCCACAGACACGGGCAAACAAGCAAGAAAAUUUUGAAAGAUAAAUCACAUUUACGCGUGAAAAGGAAAGCCAAUGAUGAAGAUGAAAAAGCCAACCUAAAAGCCAUGGAAAUGGUGAAAAUGAAACACAAGAAAGCCCCAACUAAAACGGAAAUAAUGUCAAAAAAGUCGAUGAGUGGGAAGAAAAAGAAACCUUUAAAAAUUACUAAAAAUACGAAUACAAAAAAGAACUCACAUUUAAAUCUUCUGGGCGCCGCGUAUUCAUCAGCUGAUAUGGAACGUGAUCAACAAAGGAAGGACAUAAAUGACGGACAGGCAGGCCAUGAAAUAGACUCAGAUGACUGGGUUACUCCUCCAGACGUGAAAAAUAUAGAACACAUUCAACUCGAUUUGAAAUCGACUAAUCAAAUACGGAAAACUGAAAAAUUGGAUCUUCCCGAUUUCCCGAUGUUAUCUCAUGAAUCUAAUUUAGGAGACAUGGUAAAAGACGCUAAUCUAAAAGAGUACACAGCUGAUUGUCCUACAGUCUGUCCGACACGAGAUGUCCUGGUUUGUGCUCGAUGUCAACACGGCAUUUUCAAGACAUUCAUAAGUGUCUGUCAUAUGCGAAUGUUCGCUUGUCGUCAUAAAGAUGAAAUUUUACAAUUGGUAUCGCGUUCUCCCUGUAUACUGUCAGCUCCAUACUUAUCUGAAGAUGGAAUGAUACCUCGUGGCAGAGUGGCCGAAGCAGGUGAUGACGACAUUAUCCUGAGAUAUAUUAUCUGCAGAGAUAAUGAGAACAUGGGUACAGAUGGGAAAUCAGGGGACCCAAGAUGCUCGUUCCCAUUGGUUAUCACAACUAGUAAAUAUUUUUACGAUUUCAGAAAUGUUCCACAUCCCUUAGAUCCACAUUUGGUAACCACUAAAUCAGAUCUAAAAGAAGCUGUGAAGACCAAAACUGAUUAAUUUUUGUCUAAAAUCUUAAUCAAUGUUUAUUUAUUUAUAAAAUAGGAAUAGAACGGUACAAAAAACCAAUUAAACUAUUCAAUAAAUAUAAAAUUGAAAGAAAUGUAUUCAUAUUUAAACACUCAAUCAUUAUUCGAUACUGUGGUUCAUUCAUCUCUUUCGCAAAACUUGAAGCAUUCCGAUAAAAAUAUCGUCUUUCAGUCGAAAACACAUCACAUCUCUGUCCUUGAAUCCAGGAAUCGGUUUAUAUUUUAAAUGUUAAUCACAUAUUUGUUCCAUACAUGUCAAAUAUCUAAAUGGUCGAGAGAGCAGUUGGUAUAAAAAAAGAAAAUUGCUGUAUUCAGUGAAUUCGUUGCAUCAUUUUUAUUUUUUGAAUCUUUCAUCCUUAAUAUAUCUCGACUAAAUGUAUUAAAUACGGCCCUGGCUUGAUCGACUGGACUUUAAAAUUUUAAAAAACAUUUGUAAAUUUUUAUACGUAGAUACACUAGCUAUGUUUAGUUUCGGUAGGUUCCUGUUUCUGAUUGACGAGAGGAAACGCCCGGGUGCCAUCACUGCGAGGGCCGUCCGGAGGACA
This is a messenger RNA of Spodoptera litura, 1866 nucleotides long. NCBI's taxonomy places the organism in Eukaryota, Metazoa, Arthropoda, Insecta, Lepidoptera, Noctuidae. The record is from RefSeq and is a predicted model, not a curated record.